AUGGAAAAGAGACAGACAGUGGAAUGGUUAGAUCUUCCCACCGAGUUGUGGACAAUGAUAGCCAAACAUCUCAUUAUAGACAACACUUCAUUUGAAGAAGUUUUCCGGUUUCGCAGUAUUUGUAAGACAUGGCGCUCCGCUCACCCUCUCCCGCAACACACACCAUUUGCUCCGCAAGUUCGCAUUCCUCUUAGGAGGCGUCGAAAAUAUUUCCUCCUCCAAACCACCAUGUACCGUCUCCAGCCAUUAUUAAAUGAUGACGAUGCACCUUCAAAAGGGUGGCUUAUAAUGCUCGGAAAGUCAGAAUCCGUGCCACUUCGUCUCUUAAAUCCUUUCACCUGCACCCCUGUCUCAGACAACCCUCAAGCAUCGGAGGACACUUUGCAAAGGGUGGUAAAUUUCAUGAACUUUAAGGUUGUGAAGUUGCUUGAAGCCUUCAAUUGCAAUACCAAUAGUUUUCUUAAACAGGUAUUGUUCCCUAGUACUUUGCCUGUGGAGGGUCGUAUGGUGGGCGCUCUAUCUAAGGAUGAUUAUAAUAAUUUGUGGGUUCGCAAGAUUGGAGAUAAGAAAUGGACCAACAUAAAAUGGAGUGAUUAUGAAGGUUUUCAUGAUAUAAUCAUCCAUAAGGGGCAACUUUAUGUUAUAGAUUGUCUAGGAACAAUUUUUUGGAUGAAUCAUUUGUCCACGGAGUUGGUACAGUUUACACAACCAUUGUGCUCGUCGUAUAAAGGCAAAAAGAAGAAAAUGGUGGAGUUUCGUGGAAGACUCUACGUGGUUGUGAUGCUUAUGAAUACAAACCAUAGCUCUUGGAAAUUGGAAGCUGAUAUUAAAGUAUACACGGUCAAUGAAGAAUGGGGUCAUUGGGAAGUUGUGAAAAACUUGGGGAAUGUUGCAUUUGUUUUGGGUAGACACUCUAAUUUCUCAUUGUCAGCUCAAGAUUACCAUGGAAUUGAAGGGAAUUGCAUCUACUUUUCCGACUUCCUUGAUAUAUUCAAGGUUUACCGUUUCAGCUUAAAAGAUUCCAUGUUAACGAUUUCUAAACCUUUCUGGCCUUGUUCCAAUUUGUUCAAAAAGACCUAA
This is a messenger RNA of Trifolium pratense (red clover), 1080 nucleotides long. RefSeq names its product F-box protein At2g26160-like. Gene Ontology annotation, molecular function: protein binding. The transcript has a single exon. NCBI's taxonomy places the organism in Eukaryota, Viridiplantae, Streptophyta, Magnoliopsida, Fabales, Fabaceae. The record is from RefSeq and is a predicted model, not a curated record. Bases 1 to 1080 code for a protein of 359 amino acids.